This is a messenger RNA of Hydra vulgaris (swiftwater hydra), 704 nucleotides long. NCBI's taxonomy places the organism in Eukaryota, Metazoa, Cnidaria, Hydrozoa, Anthoathecata, Hydridae. The record is from RefSeq and is a predicted model, not a curated record.
GUUGUACAAUAUCCCGCGCACCACAUUGAGGGACAAAAUAAGUGGUAAAGCGCCUGUUGUAAAAAAGAUGGGCCCACAAACCUACCUCACUGAAGCAGAAGAAAAUGUUUUGGUGAAUUUUAUUGUUAGCGCACAGAAACGUGCCCACCCUGUUACCAAAGAAACCAUUAUGUCAUUGGUAACUAGUCUUCUUUCGGAUGAAAGGUUACUUAUGGAAGUAAAUAGAAACCGUCCCUUUCAAUUUGGAAGAUCAGGGACUCGACAGCCAGGGAAUAAAUGGUAUAAGCUAUUCCUGUCGAGGCAUCCUAACAUAGUUGCUCGCAUGACUGAAUCAUUAAGUGCGAAUAGAAGAAAUGUCUCACAAGCUGUCAAACAACAAUGGUUUGCUGAUAUAAGAUCGUACCUCUCUGAACAUGACCUUCUUGAAAUCCUUCAGGAACCCCAGCGUAACUAUAACAUCGACGAGUCGGGGUUCCAGUUUUCACCCAAGGUUUCCAAAGUUUUAGCUGCUAAGGGUUCUAAAAAUGUACCGUAUGCGACAUCUUCAAAAGAAAAGGAAAGAAUCACUGUUCUAGGUACAUUUUCAUUUUAUUCUUUGCUCAUUUUUAUGUUAUUUCUGUAAUGCUUUUCUUUUAAUGCUGCACUAUAAAUUGCUUUUUUUUCAACAUAUCUCUGAGCAUGAUAGCUUAGCAUGAUACUAGCUU